UCAAGAUUAACGCUGCAAACUAAGAAAAGAUGAAACGGAUCGUUCAACUAGAAAACUUUCUACUGCAUACAGAUAUUGAUAAUCCUGCAAGUGAAGAAGGGAUCCAGGUAUCAUUGUGCAAGACGAUGUAAGAAGACAAGAUCAAAGUUCAGAGGUAUCGAUUUCCUUCUCAAUCGAGAAGCAGCAAAGAAGAAGCCCGAAACCGUGCCUCUCCAGCCGGCUCGAGAUUUCUUCCGCCGGUUCAUGAUCAUUAAACUAAGGAAGUCUUCCCCAAUCGGCACGUGUCGGAAUUGACUAUGAGGUGCUGGAUAGCACAUGCCAGCUGUAGGUACACCGGAAGCGAGACUCAUCCCCUACUUGUGGCCGCGUGGCCGCUUGGUCGAUGGAAGGAAAUGGCAUCCAUGGCGGUGAUGCUGGCGAACGCGGUCCGAGUUCCUUGCGCGAACCCCAAGCCAUCAUCUUUUUCUCCGUCGUACGGAGGGGGCGACAGGGGAUCGCCGUCGGUGGUGGAGUGCUCCUCGCGGCCGCAGAAAAAAGCGACGUCGCACCACAUGAAAACGAGGCCGAAGAAGACGCAGCCCUGGGACAUCAAGCGCAAGGGGCCCACCGCAUACCCUCCUCUCCCUGUUCUACCCCCCGACUGGACCCUCGUCUCGUCGGUGGAGCCGCCUCCGCCGCCGGUUGAAGGUGAUGCUCCGGCCACCGCUUCCGGAUGAGUCGCAUCGGCCGCCCGGUAACGCCCUCGUCUGUCGGUUUGGUCACUAUAUGCGUCGUGUUUCCUUCGUGGUCGUGGUUGCCUCUCAGGUGUUCGAUGUUUUGUCUAGCUCGAAUUGUUUACUGUCCUGCAAAUUUAGGUCAUGUUAUUUGAUAAUAUGAAUGACACUGGAAUUAUUCCACUUGCACAAUGCUACUUUCUGAAAUUGAUCGAAGCUUCAAAAUUAUACA
Messenger RNA from Zingiber officinale, 945 nucleotides. Its product is annotated as 50S ribosomal protein 6, chloroplastic. Gene Ontology annotation, biological process: translation. The transcript has a single exon. The record is from RefSeq and is a predicted model, not a curated record. Gene Ontology annotation, cellular component: chloroplast; ribosome. Lineage: Eukaryota; Viridiplantae; Streptophyta; Magnoliopsida; Zingiberales; Zingiberaceae. Gene Ontology annotation, molecular function: structural constituent of ribosome; rRNA binding. Bases 297 to 716 code for a protein of 139 amino acids.